This is a messenger RNA of Ailuropoda melanoleuca (giant panda), 897 nucleotides long. It is a transcript of the gene DUSP19, whose product is annotated as dual specificity phosphatase 19. Gene Ontology annotation, biological process: regulation of MAP kinase activity; protein dephosphorylation. Gene Ontology annotation, cellular component: cytoplasm. The transcript is spliced from 5 exons. Lineage: Eukaryota; Metazoa; Chordata; Mammalia; Carnivora; Ursidae. Gene Ontology annotation, molecular function: JUN kinase phosphatase activity. The record is from RefSeq and is a predicted model, not a curated record. The coding region runs from base 179 to 844 and encodes 221 amino acids.
GGAAAACGGACCUGGAAGUCUUUGUCUCCGGUGUGAGGCUGCGAUCACCUGCGGGAGAGAUCGCAUACCUGAGGCUCUGUUUUUUGCUUUAAUCUGAGGGUUAAGUGACAAUCAGUUCCGGUCUUUUCCAGUCUUGGCUAGAUUUGCUUGUAUUUUGUUUUUAGCCAUUGCUCAUGUAAUGCACUCCCUUAACCAGGAAAUUAAAGCGUUCUCCCGGAAUAAUCUCAGGAAGCAAUGCACCAGGGUGACAACGCUAACUGGGAAGAAAAUUAUAGAAACAUGGAAAGAUGCCAGAAUUCAUGUUGUGGAAGAAGUAGAGCCGAGCAGUGGGGGUAGUUGUGGUUAUGUGCAGGACCUUAGCUUGGACCUGCAUGUUGGUGUUAUUAAGCCAUGGUUGCUUCUGGGGUCACAAGAUGCUGCUCAUGAUCUGGAUACUCUGAAAAAGUACAAGGUGACUCAUAUUCUCAAUGUUGCAUAUGGAGUUGAAAAUGCUUUCCUCAGUGACUUUAUAUAUAAGAGCAUUUCUAUAUUGGAUCUGCCUGAAACCAGUAUCUUGUCUUAUUUUCCAGAAUGUUUUGAAUUUAUUGAACAAGCAAAAAUGAAGGAUGGAGUGGUUCUUGUUCAUUGUAAUGCAGGAGUUUCCAGGGCUGCUGCAAUUGUAAUAGGUUUCCUGAUGAAUUCUGAAGAAAUCUCAUUUACCAGUGCUUUCUCUUUGGUGAAAAAUGCAAGGCCUUCCAUAUGUCCAAAUGCUGGCUUCAUGGAGCAACUUCGUACAUACCAAGAGGGCAAAGAAAGCAAUAAGUGUGACAACAUACAGGAAUUAGAAAGGGGUGACAGUUCAUGAGUUACAUUCCAACAGAGAUAGAGACAGCCAGUGAGAGAGGGAACACAAGCAGG